Molecule: messenger RNA, 2446 nt
Organism: Lineus longissimus
Lineage: Eukaryota; Metazoa; Nemertea; Pilidiophora; Heteronemertea; Lineidae
Product: mitochondrial thiamine pyrophosphate carrier-like
Exons: 7
Coding region: 262-1221 (319 amino acids)
Biological process (GO): thiamine pyrophosphate transmembrane transport
Cellular component (GO): mitochondrial inner membrane
Molecular function (GO): thiamine transmembrane transporter activity
Source: RefSeq, a predicted model, not a curated record
UGCACUCCCUCGUGGCGGUCGCAGCAGAACCAGAUGAUUGACCUGACCGAUUGACCUUGCCUGCAGUGUGACCUUCACCCUGUGACCUUUGGUACAGAAUUAGGUGUCAGCUGCACUACAUUUCAUCAUCACACAUACAUGACAUAGGCCUAUGUGAUAUGUGAUUAUUUAUGAUACGUUGUGUACACAUACUACUAGUCUACUACUAGACCACUUUCAAAUAUUUUGGUAAUGAUUGAUUCCAGUUAACCCCUUGCCAAGAUGGUAGGAUUUGAUCCCAGUGAUGCUGAGCCACUGACGGACUAUGAAUAUGUGACUGCUGGUGCUGUGAGUGGGGUCAUGACAAGGGCCGUAUGUCAACCCCUGGAUGUUGUCAAAGUUCGCUUUCAACUCCAAGUGGAACCAAUAAAGAAGACGAGUGUCUCCAAGUAUUACAGCAUUCGACAAGCAUUUAUGUCCAUAGUUCAUGAGGAAAGAGCCCAGGCAUUGUGGAAGGGCCAUAUUCCUGCUCAAGCAUUAUCUGUGGUGUUCGGUUUCGUUCAGUUUGGGUCAUUUGAGGUGCUAACCAAAAAGGUGUGGGUGCAUCUUCCUGACCAGAUUAGUUUACGCUACCAACCUGCCUCUCAUUUCAUCUGCGGUGGCCUGUCUGGUUGCAUUGCUUCACUUGCCUCUCAACCUUUAGAUGUACUCAGGACAAGACUAGUUGCUCAGGGAGAACCAAAGGUUUAUACCUCCUUACACAAUGCCUGUUUGUCAAUGUACAAUAGGGAAGGUGCCAGGAGCUUCUUCAAAGGUCUCACCCCUACUCUGUUCCAAGUGGCUCCUCAGACUGGUCUCCAAUUUGCCUUUUAUGCCUUUUUCACAAAAGGAUGGAAAGUUAUAUUCAAGCAUGACGACAGUAAAAAGAAAAGAAUAGGUGGCUUUCAAAGCCUUAUCUGUGGUUCAGUGGCUGGUAUAUGUUCCAAAGCAGUGGUGUACCCAUUGGAUUUGACAAAAAAACGGCUUCAGGUGCAAGGAUUUGAGGAAGCAAGGAAACAAUUUGGAGAGGUGCCCAUUUAUCGUGGACUGUUUAACUGUCUAGUGAUGAUUGUCAAAGACGAGGGUGCCAGGGGACUAUACAAAGGCAUCUGGCCAAGCAUUCUUAAAGCUGCGUUAUCAGUGGGCAUUACUUUUUAUACGUAUGAACAGUGCUGUAACAUUUUACGAAACAUUCGUAUAUAAUAAGGCCGUCCAUGUGGUGCAUCCGAAAAUAGCUAUUCCUGCAGAUAAUUUUUGUCACCACGUGAAUUGCCUAAAAAAAUUGGUGACAAAACUAAGGUAACAAUACUUGAUUGGAUUGCUUAGUACUCAGCAUGGUGCCAAUUGUAUCAAGCACAUAAUCUUGUACGAUUGUGUGAUAUUUGUGUAUGCAGCUGCAAUAUUGUUUGUUUCUUUGCUAAUACUUCCAAACAGUUUUAGGUGUAUUAUUCUGCUUCAGAUUUUUUACCUGGAUCUGUAGUUGCAUUUUAAUAGUACACCGUCAAUGUGCAAUGUUUUCGAAUGCCUUGAAUUGAGCAAUGUUUGAUAUGAAAAAACAAAAACUCUUCUACCUUUUUGGGCAAAUUUUUUUAAAGGAGCCUAUUUUAGGUUGAUUAGCAGAUGCUAAUGAAGAGUUCUCAAUGUGUUCAUAGUGUUAGUGUAAUCUUUAAAUUCCAUGGCUAAGUCUUGACUUUGUAGGCAUAUGUUGCCGUUGGCUGUUUGAUCAACUUGGUAUACAGGGUUACGAUGUGCUCAUUUUCCAGCUUUGAAGGUAAGUUAUAACAGUACUGGGGGGGUAGCAAUUGAGUGGUACAUUUAAAGGCUAAUUUCAGAAAAACAUUGGCCUCAGGAGCCCCAUGCUGACUGUCAGUGUUCUUGGUCGUUUCGGGAUAACACCAUUUAACUUUUAUCUUAGGGAAUACAUGUAUCUAUUUAUUCAAGUACUGGAUACUUCUCCAGCUGAAAUACAUUCCAAGACUUGUGCGAAUUCGUACCAUGUGAUAAUACAAUGUUUUGCUGAAAGGGAGACUAUAAGUAGGAGCUAGGUAGGCCAGGUUUACACGACAAAGUAGCCAGUUGGGAUCACCUAUCUCACACUACACUGAAACUAUUCACGCUUGUAUGAGGAAUAUCUAUUAAUCACUAAAUCAAACACAACCCCCUAAAUGUUCAUAUUUGUCACCUAAAGAGCUCCCCAUGGACCCCCUAGUUCAUAUCUUUAGUCACCCUUAUAAGUGGUAUAUGCAAUCUGAUUGUUAUCAUGGAGACCAAAAGUACAGUCUGUUUUGAAAAAACUUGUGAUUUUUGGGAACUACAUGUAUCAUCAUGAUGGUUGUCAAGGGUAAUUAUAUUGCUUUUAUAUUUCACUAUGACUAGAAUGUUGUAAAUAAGAUUGUAUAAAACUUGUAAUAAAGUGAUGUACAGCUCA